GUUUUUCAAUAUGGGUGGAGGCAAACAGCAUCCUUCUUCUUCUUUUCCUUCGCACUUUUAGUUCUGUUGCAUGAAUUGAAAGCAUUUCUCAGCAAAGAGAAGAGAAGUGAGAGCUGACAGCAGCAUCUGGAGGUUCCUUCCUCAUUACGACGCGUGACACGUAACAACAUGAGUGUGGACUAUAUAUCAUAUGACGACUACACGGCGGAGAAUGACACCGAAGACACCGCGUCUGGCCAUGGAUACGACAGCAGCUCGCAGUUGUAUUUGACUCAUGUCCUAGUGGGGCUCAACAUCCUCAUCACUGCCGUCGGCCUGGCAGGAAAUUCCCUGGUGAUCUGGAUCUGUGGUUGCAAAAUGAAAAGAACGGUGGUCAACACCUGGUACCUCAGUCUGGCCGUGUCAGACCUGUUGUUCUGUGCGUUUCUGCCUCUGGACGUGUUCUACAUGAUCACCUCUCACUGGCCCUUCGGUCUGCUCUUGUGCAAACUGGUCUCCUCUCUGCUCUCCCUCAACAUGUACAGCAGUGUGUUCCUGCUGGUUCUGAUCAGCACCGACCGCUGCAUCAUGACACUGUUUCCCAUUUGGUGUCACAAUCACAGGAAAGUGAGGAGAGCGUACGGGGCCGUGCUCCUCAUGUGGCUCCUCUCUGCCCUCCUCACCUUGCCCUCGUUGAUCUUCAAAGAGACAGCCGUGCGUGGAUCGGUGACCCAAUGCUACUCCAGCUACACGGACGAAUCCCGACACAAGGCAGUGGUUGUGACUCGGCUCAUCUGCGGGUUUGUGAUUCCUUUCCUAAUGAUCGUCACCUGCUGCUCGGUGCUGUGUGUGAAGCUCGGAAGUAUGACUGUCAAAUCGAACAAACCCUACAAAAUCAUGGGAGCACUCAUCUUCUCAUUCUUCUGCUGCUGGGUCCCCUACCAUACCUUCAUUCUUCUGGAGUUGGACGUGAAGAACCACAGUGUGGAUCUUCUUCAAACUGGGUUAAAGGUUGGAGCCACCUUAGCUGCGUCGAACAGCUGCAUAUCCCCGUUUCUGUAUGUCUUCAUUGGUAAUGACUUUAAAAAAACUCUGAAGAGGUCUUUGAUUUCAAGAAUGGAUGUAGCCAUGGCGGAGGAUCUGCGGACAGGAGGGUUCAGUAACUCUAGGUCCAGAACACUGGAAGUCCUCUAGAAGUAGAUGGACAUCAUGGUCUUCAGUGACAGUAUUUACACAAAUGUUGACAAAAAAAAAAAAAACAGAAAAAAAUUCAAAAUGAUGACGAUUUGAAAUAGUGUAAAUGCUAAAGCAAAUUUGUGAUCCAAAAUAUAUUUUUUCUGGACGCUCUUUGGGUCCCAAACCAGUGUUUGGCGGUGUCACAAUUUUUAAGAGACAAGUCAGAGAAUGGGUUCCAGUGUCAGUGACUACACCAAAAUAAAUUAAUGUAUAUGGAUAAUAUUUUCCUGGAAAACUUGAUUGACUUCAGAAAUCACCUGUGUUGAUUUAUUUAUUUAUUUUUGUGACGUUGACUUUGAAAUAAAAGACCCCUCCCCAUGUUUCAUAUACAGAAUUCAAUUUUUUGUGUGAAUAAUUUGCUUUUAUGUAAAAUGUGUAAUGUGAAAACAUGAAAUAAAUAAAUUACAUUUAUUACAACACAUUG
Cynoglossus semilaevis (tongue sole) is the source of this 1639-nucleotide messenger RNA. Its product is annotated as chemokine-like receptor 1. Gene Ontology annotation, biological process: phospholipase C-activating G protein-coupled receptor signaling pathway; inflammatory response; positive regulation of cytosolic calcium ion concentration. The record is from RefSeq and is a predicted model, not a curated record. The transcript is spliced from 2 exons. Lineage: Eukaryota; Metazoa; Chordata; Actinopteri; Pleuronectiformes; Cynoglossidae. The coding region runs from base 169 to 1173 and encodes 334 amino acids. Gene Ontology annotation, molecular function: G protein-coupled receptor activity; complement receptor activity. Gene Ontology annotation, cellular component: plasma membrane.